Messenger RNA from Rhea pennata, 4475 nucleotides. It is a transcript of the gene KIRREL1, whose product is annotated as kirre like nephrin family adhesion molecule 1. Gene Ontology annotation, cellular component: plasma membrane; cell-cell junction. Gene Ontology annotation, molecular function: cell adhesion molecule binding. NCBI's taxonomy places the organism in Eukaryota, Metazoa, Chordata, Aves, Rheiformes, Rheidae. Gene Ontology annotation, biological process: cell-cell adhesion. The coding region runs from base 53 to 2335 and encodes 760 amino acids. The record is from RefSeq and is a predicted model, not a curated record. The transcript is spliced from 15 exons.
GCGGCGGCCCCCCCCCGCCGCCCGGUGCCCGCAGCGCGGCCGCGGCGGGAGCAUGCGGAUCCUCCUCCUCUGCCUGCUGACUCUCGCCGGCGCCCGCGGCCAAGUCGCCCAGACCCGCUUCGUGGAGGAGCCGGAGGACCAGACCGUCGUGGCCGGCCAGCGGAUCGUCCUCUCCUGCGUGGUGCUAAAUUAUUCGGGGAUCGUGCAAUGGACCAAAGACGGGCUGGCCCUGGGCAUGGGGCAGGGGCUCAAAGCCUGGCCGCGCUACCGCAUCGUGGGCACGGCCGACUCGGGCCAGUACAACCUGGAGAUCACCGACGCCGAGCUCUCCGAUGACGCCGUCUACGAGUGCCAGGCCACGGAGGCGGCGCUGCGCUCCCGCCGCGCCAAGCUCACCGUGCUCAUCCCCCCCGAAGACCCUACGAUCGACGGGGCCCCCGAGAUCCUGCUCCGAGCGGGGACGCCCUACAACCUGACGUGCCGGGCGCGCAGCGCCAAGCCCGCCGCCACCAUCGUCUGGUACCGGGACGGGCUGCAGCAGGACGGAGCCAUCACCAGCACGGAGCUGCUGGCCGACGGCAAGCGGGAGACGACGACCAGCCAGCUGGGCAUCAACCCCACCGACCUCGACAUCGGGCGCGUCUUCUCCUGCCGCAGCGUGAACGACGCCGUCCCGGCCGGCAAGGAGACCUUCGUCAAGCUCAACGUGCACCAUCCGCCCGCGGUCACGCUCUCCAUCCAGCCGCAGACGGUGCAGGAGGGCGAGAGGGUCGUGUUCACCUGCAUGGCCACCGCCAACCCCGAAAUCAAAGGCUACAGGUGGGCCAAGGGCGGCGUGGUCAUCGAGGACGCCAAGGAGAACAAGUACGAGACGCAGGUGGAUUACUCCUUCUUCACGGAGCCCGUCUCCUGCGAGGUGCACAACGACGUCGGCAGCACCAACGUCAGCACGCUGGUGGACGUGCACUUUGCCCCUCGAAUCGUGGUGGACCCCAAGCCCACCACCACGGACAUCGGCUCCGACGUGACGCUGACGUGCGUCUGGUCCGGCAACCCUCCGCUCACGCUCACCUGGACCAAGAAGGAGUCCAACAUGGUCCUCAGCAACAGCAACCAGCUCUACCUGAAGUCCGUCACGCAGGCGGACGCGGGGCAGUACGUCUGCAAAGCCAUCGUGCCGCGCAUCGGCGUGGGCGAGCGCGAGGUCACCCUCUUCGUCAACGGGCCCCCCAUCAUCUCGAGCGAGGCCGUGCAGUACGCGGCGCGCGGCGACCGCGGCAAGGUGGAGUGUUUCAUCGGCAGCACGCCGCCGCCGGACCGCAUCGCGUGGGCCUGGAAGGAGAACAUCUUGGAGGCCGGGACGCUGGAGCGCUACACGGUGGAGCGGACCAACACGGGCAGCGGCGUCCUCUCCACCCUCACCAUCAACAACGUCAUGGACGCCGAUUUCCAGACCCGCUACAACUGCACGGCCUGGAACAGCUUCGGGCCGGGCACCGCCAUCAUCCAGCUGGAUGAGAAAGAGGUGCUGCCCGUGGGCAUCAUCGCGGGGGGCACCAUCGGCGCCAGCAUCCUCGUUAUCGCCUUCCUCGUCGCCCUCGCCUGCUUCCUCUACCGGCGCCGCAAAGGAAGCCGCAAGGACGUCACCCUGCGCAAGCUGGACAUCAAGGUGGAGACGGUGAACAGGGAGCCGCUGACGCUGCACGCGGACCGCGAGGAGGACACGGCCAGCGUCUCCACGGCCACCCGCGUCAUGAAGGCCAUCUACUCGUCCUUCAAGGAUGACGUGGACCUGAAGCAGGACCUUCGCUGCGACACCAUCGACACCCGCGAGGAGUACGAGCUCAAGGACCCCACCAACGGGUACUACAACGUCCGCGCGCACGAGGACCGCCCGUCGUCCCGCUCCGUGCUCUACGCCGACUACCGCAACCCCGGCGCGGCGGCGGCGGCGCGCUACGAUACCCGCCCGCCCUCCCGCCUCUCCCACUCCAGCGGCUACGCCCAGCUCAACACCUACAGCCGCGGCCCCGCCGCCGACUACGGCGCCGAGACGGCGCCGGGCGCCGGGCCGCCGCCGGGCACGGCGGCCGCCGAGACGGCCAGCCAGCUCUCCUACGAGAACUACGGGGGGCACGGCGCUUUCCCGGCCGGCGCCGGCUACACCGCCUACCGCCUGGGCUACGGGCAGCCGCCGGCGCCGGGCCUGGAGCGGGCGCCCUACGAGGCUUACGACGCCAUGGGCAAGUACGCCAGCGCCACGCGCUUCUCCUACACCUCCCAGCACUCGGACUACGGGCAGCGCUUCCAGCAGCGGAUGCAGACGCACGUCUGAGGGCGGGCGGCCGGGGGGAGCCGGCCCCGCGGGCGAGCGGCAGGGAGGGUCGCAGGAACCUCGCCGCUGUCCCCUGAUAUUCAGGGGCUCGUCCCGACCCUCUGGUCCCGCUCCUCGGCCCGCGGCCGGGCUCCUGGAGCCGGCUGCCCGGGGCUCUGCCGGCCGCGGGGACCUGCCCCGGCUCCCUUCUCCUCGAGCUUCCACUCAUCCGCCCGCUGGGCUUCCCAUCCUUUCGUUUCGGUACCUUCUGGGAAGAGGGACGGCGGGGCCGGGCACUGCCGGGGCAGCGCCGCCGCCCGCUCUGCCCCGCGCCCGCCCUCCGUGCCCCGCACCGGCCGGGGAACGCGGGAGCCGCCGCCUCGGCUGCAUCGCGCGGCUGCGAGGGCUCCCCGGGGCUGGAUCCUCCCCGGAAACCGGGGGUCCGGGUCCGCCCGGCGCCGAGCCAGCACCCGCCUCUCCCUCCUCCCGAAAAGGGGCAGCCCACGAGCCAUGCUGCACCCGGAGACCCGCUCCGUCCAGGGCCCUGUCCCCAAGCAACCCCCGUGCACGGGGGCCGCUGGAGACACGACGUGUGUCUAUAUAUAUGUAUAUAUGUAUGUAUAUACAUGCAUAUAUAUAUAUAUAUAUAUAUAUAAGGUCUGGUUUCAGUUUGCUCCCCGAAAGGCCCCAGCCCAGCCCAUUCCCAUUCCCGGUGCCUUGAUUUUGAUGGGUGCUGCCGGCGUCGGGACGCGCGGAGCACCCGGGAGCCUGCGGGCGCCGGGACCCGGCGCGGCACAGCUGGGCACUCCGGCACGCGUUUGCGGGCACCGGUGCGGCCGCGGCUCGCCGGCCCCCCACGGCCGGCUGCCCUCGAGCCCCUUUUUUUUUUAAUCUUUUUUUCCAACAAGGCGGUUGAGGUGGAGGCGCCGCCGACGUGCCGGGGCCGGCUGGGAGGGUGACGGUGACGGUGCUGCGGACGGGUCCGCGCCGGCGCAGCCGAGGGCACGCGCUGUCCUGGGGAGCCGGGGUGGGGGGGGGGGGGUCCGUUCAUGAAUGUAUAUAAAGCUGUAUGUAGAGAAGUAGCCCCCCGCGGGGACCGCCCUCCCGACCAGCAGCGAGCCCCCCUGCUUCCCGCGAAGCCCCCGGAGCAGGCUCCCGGCGUGGGCCCCCAGCGCUCGGGCGAGCGUUUGGGCCGGCACAUCGACGACGGUACGCGGCCGCCCCGGGGCAGGGGGGGGCGAUCCCUACAAGCCCAAAACCCAGCCAGGCCCGGGCGCCUCCGCGGCCGGCUGGGGUGAGGUACGAGACGGCUCGCCCCGCGCCGCCCGGUCCCGCUCCUCCGCGGCCGGCGGCUCGGGGCCGGCCCCGUAGCAAGCAGGUACGACGCCGGGGGCGAGCGCGCGGGAAAGGGGCUGGCGGAGCCGAGCUGCGGGGGCCAGCCCCUCUCCGGCCCCCCCGCCGCCUCGCCUUCAGCGUUACAACCCGACCCCCAAGGUACUGCCCGGACCCCGCAGGGCGCCGGGCUCGGCGCCGGCGCGUGCUGCCGGCUGCAGCGCUCGUCCCCGCCUGGCCCCGGGCCGGAUGCGUGCCAUUUCUUGCAACGGUGCCUGAUUUAACCCCUCCUGCCCUUUAACACCUUCCUGCUCCCCCACCCCCCCACCCCGUGCCCACCCGGGACAGCCGCGUCUCGCCCCGCGUGCUGCAUCCCGCCGUCCGUAGCAAUAGCCGCCUCCUCCGCAGCCGCCGGCCCGGCACGACGGGCGUCCCGGCACAGCCGGCCCCGCUCAGGAGGUGCUGUGCAUCGAAGCUGAAGCUUUAAAUUAACCCCCGGGGGGGGGGGGGAGUCGGGAUGGGCCCCGAGGCCACCUCCUGCUCCCCCGGCACCGUCGGGCAGCCUGAAAGGGAGCCCGGGGUUAGCGGCGGAGAAGGAAGCGGGUCCCUUUUCUUAGCACAGGCUGUUUUAGACCCCCAGAGAGACGUUAUCUGUGAUCCUCACCCCUGCCCUGCCCAAAACCUUCCAUUUUUUUAUUUUUCAUUUUCCUUUUUUUUAAAUAUUAUGUACUAUAUUUUUAGUCUUAAACACGAUAUAUUAUAUAUAUUUAAUUUUUUUAUAUAUAUAUAUAAAUAUAAAUGUUAAAAAAGGGGCUGCCUAUUGCGUUUG